CACGGCGUUUUGCGGCGUUGACGGCGGCGCCACCCGCACAAAACGGCCUGGCCACACACCGUCGCGCCACCACACACAGUGUGCGUUUCGCGUUGCCGCCCGUUACCCCCGUAGUCCUCCGACACGACCGCAGCCGGCCGCCCGCAGACAUGUCAUACAGCGGCAACCGGCGCGGAAGGACCGACAGCUGCUGCAGUCUGUGCUGCAGAGGUCUGACGUGAAAACGACUCGCACCGUACCGGAACACGCGGCCACGGCAACGACGACCGCGGAGGCGGCGUCGGCGGCGGCAGUAGUGGCAGCGGCGGUGGUGACGACGACGACGACGGCGGUGGCGGUGGUAGUGGCAGUGGCAGCGUCAGUGGCAGUGGCCGAACGGUUACUCAGUGCUCCGGCACACGCACACCCGAGCAGAUAACCUGCGCAGUUGAGCACAAGCUACUAUCAUGGACGUCCCAGAUAAUCAAAUAUUAGGAAUGGAGAAAAAACAUAAACUAUGCUUUAGAAGCAUUCAAGACAUGAUCCCAGCUCGUGCGGUAUUAUAUUUAAUGUCAUUCAGUGGAUUCUUGGUCAGUUUCAUGAUGCGCACUGAUAUCAAUAUUGCUAUGGUAGCAAUGGCCAAAAUGAGAUUACGGUCUGAAAAUUCUUCGAAUUUAACCGAACUUUAUUGUUACACAUCGGUUACAAAUGGCACACAAUCGUUUGAAGAUCAAAAACCCAUGGAAGAGGGCGAAUUUGAUUGGGAUUCAACUGUGCAAUCUGCAAUCCUUGGUUCAUUUUAUUGGUGUUAUAUAUUGUCUCAAGUAGUCGGCGGUGUCUUAACACAACGUUUUGGAACAAAAACGGUUUUUGGAUUCUCACAAUUAACAACAGCAAUUGCUUCAUUACUCAUACCUCAGGCAGCUUCAUUGCAUUUCUCAGCAGUCAUAGCAUUGCGAUCACUUCAAGGAAUGGCAUCAGGACUUACUUGGCCCGCAAUGUAUGCACUUGUUGGUAUAUGGAUACCAUCCAAUGAGAGAACCAGGUUCAUGUCAUCAUUCCAAGGGUUUAGUUUCGGGAUUGGACUGACGUACAUGGUAUGCGGCUUCAUUAUUGGCAACUAUGGAUGGCGAGUGGUGUUUUACAUGAACGGUUCAUUGGGUGUCGCAUGGUGCUUGCUAUGGUGGUUACUAGCUUUUGAUCUACCUCACAAACAUCCAAGAAUAACUAGACGUGAACUGAACUAUAUCAAUGCCAACAUCGGAGAAAAUAUCAUAAACACAAAAGAUUUAAAAGUCCCAUGGUGUUCUAUUAUGACAUCCAUUCCAGCAUGGUCUAUUGGUAUAACAACAUUUGGUCGGAUAUGGGUCCAUUAUACAUUCAUAAUAUACGGUCCAUCUUACAUGAAGACAAUAUUAGGAUUCAGUAUACAAAAGAAUGGAUUUAUGAAUGGAGCUCCAUUUUUGUGCAGUUACCUUUCUUCUGUUGUGUUCUGUUAUGCAGCUGACUUCAUUAUAGCUCGUAAUCUUAUGAGCUUGACUAAUGUUCGUAAAAUGUUUACAGCUAUAUCUCAAGUCAUUCCAGGCCUUUUAGUACUGACUAUAGGUUAUUUGGGUUGUCAGAUCACAUUGAUUUUGGUCAUUUGGUUUGUAGCAGUUACACUGAUAACUGCUUCAUAUGCUGGAGCAAUGGCAAAUGUAGUUGAUAUUGCGCCAAACUUUGCCGGACAUAUAUUAGCAUUUGCACAAACUAUACAUAUGUCUGCAAGUUUUUUGUCUCCCCUUGCUGCAGCCAUAAUGCUCCAAGACAACCCAACUUUGGAGAGAUGGCGUAGAAUAUUUGCUGUGACUGCUUGUGUGGCGUGUGGAACUUAUGUAAUGUACCAGUUUGGUGGUACGGCAAAAGAACAAGUCUGGAACAAUCCAAAUCGCAAAAACAAUUCAGGUUCUGUUCGUGUUUCACCUGAAAAUAAUCAGCUUAUUGUGAAUAAUAAAACUGAUCCAGAAAGAGGAGAUGGAUAGAAGUUGAGAUGAAAAUAUUCAAGAAAAUAACAAUGGCGUACUUAGGUCCCCCACAUAUAGGGGCUAAAUCAAAUUAUUUUUACGAACGUUAAUUGUGAUAUAUAAUAUAAUAUUAUACAACAAAAAGAGAUGAUUAGCGCCGAUUACAAAAUCGGAUCUUCAAUAAAUCUCAUCAUUCCAAAUAAGACAGUGUUCUAAACUUAAUAUUAUAUUUUAUUAUAAUUUAAAACAAAUUUUAAUGUUUGUAAUCAUAGAAUUUUUAAGUGUGUGACCUUGUGUCCUCUAAUACGAAUUAAGUAGAGUAGAUAUAUCAAUCAAUUACUAUGUAUAUUUAUAUAGGUGUUUUAUUUAUUAGAAUUAAGUUGUAGUGAAAAUGUGUCAACGUUUUCAAAAAAAAAGGAAAAACAAAAAAUGAACAAGUGAUUGGACAGUAAUAAGUUGUUACACCUAUUUAUUAGUAUAAUUUUUUCCAUCAAGUAUAAAAAGCCAUUUUAAAAUUUACUACCUGAUUAUUUCUUUACAUCUUGUGCUCAUAUUUUUAGUUAAAAUGUUAUUUAUUACUAGAAUUGUAGAUCAACAAUGUGCCUUACCAUAUUCAUUUUAGAAAGUUUGUUUCAAUGGUAUUUUUCAAUUUUAAGUUUACAUUAUUUUAUUGCAUAUUUCCAUUUAAAAAAAAAAAUAUUUAUCUUUACUAGUAUAAUACUAGAUAAACAUGUAUGUAAUGAACAGUUCUAAACAUAAUUAUGCAAUUGACUAAUUCUUUUUUCAAUUUUUCAAUUAACCUUUAAACAUUUGUAUUAAAACAAAUCUACCUCCACUAUCUAAAUAUAAUGUAUUUAUUUUUUAGAAUUUAUAUAUGUGUCUAGAUAUUGUAUUUAAUGAGUUUUUUAACUGGGCAAAUGUAGUAGAUUAUAAUAUAUAGCCUAGAUUAGAGUUAUAUUAUGCUUGUUUCAGAUUUUUUAUUUUUAUAAAAUAUUUAUAGACGAGUUUUAAUAAAAUGUAAUAAUAAUAAUUAGGCAAAUUAUUUAAAAAAAAAAAAAAUGAGAUUUAUAAUAUACAUCAAACUAAUCAUUUUUAAAAGUUAGCAAUAAAAAAAACCAUUUUUGAUAAAAAAAAAAUCUCAGAUCAAUUUUGUUAUUGGUGAAAAUUGAAUUGAAAUUCAUCUGGGUAUUUUUUAUUUAUAUAACACUAAAUGCUGCUUUAAAAAAUAAAAUAAAGUUUUAUAUUAUUUAUUUAAUUUUGACUAGUUUAAUAUUGUGUGUAUAGUUCUAAAAACAAAAUACAGUAAUAAUGUACUUACUUAAACUGUAAAUAUGUAUACAAAAUCAUUUUUUGGAAGACAUCUUGAUUUUAUUUAUUUACUACAUUAAGUGGAAUAUAUAUUUUUUAAUAGAUUUAUCAAAAAUUAAUAAACAUGAAUAAUAAUUUUAGUUGUAAUUGUGUAAGCAAUAAGCAUAUAAUUACUACUAAACAACACUCGUAUAAUAUUGCAUGUAAUAUUUGAAGUAUGGUAUAACAAUUUAUAAAACUACUUUAUAUAUAUUGAUGUAUCUAAAAGUAAAAGAGAGCAGGUCGUGUUAUGUUCUAAAAUUCAAUCUUGAUUUACUUUUGUAAAAAAAAAAAAUGUUUCAAUAUUGAUAUUGUGUUCAAAUGUUCGAAAAAAAUAUAAAACAUUUAAAAUUCUAUAAACUGCGCCUUUUAGGUACCUAUUCUAAAUAAUUGGUUAUAGGCUUAUAGCCUCUGUGGUAUUUACUUAUUUUUAUAUCUAAGAUUGAUAAUUUAAUACAAUUUAAUGUUAUCAUAUUAAUAGCAUAUUUAUUUUACCCUAAUAUAUGAAAUUGAUUAGUUUUGGAAAAUAUCGAGACUUUUAGUUCAAACAAAUUCUAUUCUUGUACAUUCAUAGUCUAUUUAUAUUUCAGAAGCUAUUUUACACAAUACCUUACUAACUGUGACUUCAUAACUCUUUAAUUUACUUUUUGAACAAAUACAUUCAUACAUCUACAUUUUGAAAGCAUUCAAGUAUAUUAGUUGAUGACUUGUAAAUAUAAUGUACAUAUAGGUAACUUUUUAUUUAUAGUAUGUAUAUAAUAUGCAUUCUGAAUGCACAAAAUGUAAAUACGUAUAGCAAUAUAGAGUAUUCAUAAAAAAAUAAAAUAAUGUCGAUUGAUGUCGUGAUUAAAUAAUAAUUAAUUAUUUACCGAUAAAGGUAUGCUCGAAUACCUAUAGUGAAUUAUGAAUUAAUCAAAUCCUAAAACUAGGUUUCUGGAUUUGAACUAUGAAUCAGUUGCUUUUGUUUUGUAGGUAUGUAAUUACUAAUUAUCUAAUGACCUUUGAUACAAACAUAUGUUAUAAAUGUUAUAUAUAGUACACGAGCACUUUCAGUUUUGUAGAUAGGUACUGCAUAUAAUAAUAGAGACUGCUAUGACUUAUCGCUGUAAAUUAUUAAUGUAAGUAGAUAUAUUAGGUAUUCAAUUUAUUAUAGUAAACUGCCCUCUUUGAAAAAAAAUAGAUAAAUAUAUAUUUUAAAUGUACCUAUAUACAUACAGUAAAAGCUAAAAAAAAGUGAUGCUAAUAUUUUUUACUUUAAAUAUUUAAGGUUUCCAGUUCUUUAUUAAUAUAAUCACCAAAACCGCUGCCAUUCUCAAUAAAAGAUUCCUCUCAUUUUUUCCAUUUCAUCACAAUCCUCUAAUUUCUCGACCAAUACCUUACCUAAAAACCCAAUCAGAAUACUUUUAUUAGUAGAUGGUGAAGAGAUCUCAAUAAUAAAACAAAAAAUUAAAAUUACCUCUAUUAAAGUGUUAUUUAGACUCAGUGAGUACCUAUCUUUUCUUAUUCAAGUCUUUCAAGCCAUGUAAAAAUCUCCUAUUCAUAUAUGGUUAUAGUAAAAAUAGUUAUUUUUAGAUUAUUUAUUCUCAAAUUAAAAAAGUAAUAAUAAUAUAUGAUGAAGCAAUUACAUGCAUUAUUGCAGUACUGGGUACUAUGUUAUUAGAAAAUAAUGUUCUCUGCUUUAUGUUUUUUGGUAUAUUGUGUGUAGUUAUGAUCAGUGGUGUGUAUUAACACUUUUUAUUGUCUGGUUGCUAGUUGAUUAUACCACAGAAUAAAUUAUUCUGCGAUUAACCAUUAAAAAAAUGUAUCUUUGUAUAGAUUUUCUGCUGGAUUUUUAAACAAAAAGAAAGUAUCACCUAAAUACACAAUAGUUUAUACUUUAUUAUUAUAAUAUUAGUAUUCAAUUAUAGUAGAACUUUGUUAGGUGUUGUUAAUUGAUAAAAUAAAAUGUUUACUUUUCUUCCUUAAAAAUAGAGCACUUAUUCCAAAUGUGUAGGUACUAGGUCCCUUUUAUUAAGUAUUAUUUAUUUAGUAUUUGAUAUAGCUGUAUAUUUAUUUGGUUGGAGAUUGGUAACUUGGUAAGUAUAAUACAAAAAUAAAAAUGUUUUCUUGGUAGGUAGUAAGAAACCUACCUACUUGCCUAACAUAAAGCACUAUUCUAUUUUACACAUUUAAACAAUAUAUCAUAUUACCUAGUAACUAUUUGAGUUCAGGUGUAAAAUUAAAAUGGUUUUAAUUAAUCAACAUAAUACUUAUGCCAAUAAAAUAAAAUAUUAUAAACGUUUGAACACUUUAUAACAAUAUUUUUAAUUUUAUUAUUGUAGUCAUAUUAUAAACCUUAAUAGUUAUUAUACAUUAAUUGACUAUUACAUAAUUCAUUGUAUUUAAUUAUUAGAUACAAAUAUUGUUUAAAAGUCUUUGUGUUUCUCUGCUAGUAAAUCAUUAUUAUGCAAGCAAAAUGUAUAAUAUAAAUAUUGAUUUUUAGUUAAAAAAAUAUGUAACAUUGAAAUGUUUAAUUUUAGUAAGCGCUAAAAAGCACAGUUUUUUUUUUAUAUCAAGUUCGAACAUGAUAUAACAAAAUUAAAUUGACUAAAAAUUGAAUUUAUGCAGCUAUUAUUUUUUUGAAUUUAAAUAAUAUAGCAACUUAAUACUACAAAAUAGAUUAUUAAUACCACAUUUUGAUGAGACCACAACAAAACUACAGAAAUAGGAGAUUUUCUAUUUUAUCUCAUUUUAUCGUUGUACAACACUUUAUUCAUGUGGAGUUAAGACUUUUGAAAUGGAACAAAAUUAAGUGAUUGAACUAUGAAUUUCAAAACUAUAAUCAGUAAAAUCCCAGCUCCAACAUCAUUUGAAGCAAAAGAUUAGAUUAUCUAAGAAAUAUUAGCGCACCUAGUUAAAAUGCAAAAUAGAUUUUUAUACUUUAUAUUUUAAAAUUUACAUUUUACAAGUUAUUGAUCAUAAUUUUUGAAAGUGGACAGUUAUAAAUUGUUACAGGUUAUAUUAAUAUUUUAGUUCAUAAAUUAGUUCAUGGUAUAAGAAUUAAGUAGCUUGGGGGUUAUAAUGUACCCAGGAUUUUAGAACUGUUGGUCUGCCUUACUUACGAGAGGUCACUGUGUAGAAACUUCAACCAACUAGGUAUUACAAAGUCGACCAAUGCGCUCGCGUUUUACCUUAUUAGUUAUUUACAUCAUAUUUUGAUAUCAACAUUCAAUAUAUAUUACAUGAGUCAUAACAAAUUUUCAAGUAAAAUGUAAAAUUUACUUACAAGCUUUAGUAUUAAAGCUAUAUUUAAUUAAUUGUUAUUUUUAUUUGUUACAAUAAAUUUAUAUUCAAUUAAAAAAUUUACCUGAAAUAUUUAAAUCAAUAAAAGGGAUUAUACAUA
Molecule: messenger RNA, 6711 nt
Organism: Metopolophium dirhodum (rose-grain aphid)
Lineage: Eukaryota; Metazoa; Arthropoda; Insecta; Hemiptera; Aphididae
Product: sialin-like
Exons: 10
Coding region: 447-2000 (517 amino acids)
Biological process (GO): monoatomic anion transport; transmembrane transport
Cellular component (GO): plasma membrane
Molecular function (GO): transmembrane transporter activity
Source: RefSeq, a predicted model, not a curated record